Westerdykella ornata is the source of this 1246-nucleotide messenger RNA. RefSeq lists its product as uncharacterized. The transcript is spliced from 3 exons. The record is from RefSeq and is a predicted model, not a curated record. Lineage: Eukaryota; Fungi; Ascomycota; Dothideomycetes; Pleosporales; Sporormiaceae. The coding region runs from base 344 to 1231 and encodes 295 amino acids.
UGGAGAAGAAGUACAAGGGGUUGUUCUGUCGGAUGAGAGAAGGCGCAGUACCCUGUGGUCCGGAAUGCAGCUUCACGUACUCCUGGAACGAUCACCAACACAGUGACGCCUUACGAUGUCUGUUCGCCCGGAAGGAGCAAUCUGUGUAAGGCAUUGAGAACUGUCCUAUACUUAAUUUGUUCUUGAGCCAUUGGGAACAUGUAUUUAAGGUCUUCGAUGUCACAGACUCGGAAAUCCAAACCAACCUCGUUCAUACCAGCCUCGUCUCAGACAACGCAAACUACUUCCAACCAGCAAUCGAUCUCAUUCAAUACCCAAUUUUCCUCACAUCAUCUACCUGACAAUGGCUCGAUAUAUCUCGGCUCUCACCCUUCUUGCCAUCGGCGCCCAUGCAGUGGACGUUGAAAACUACGGAUCUCGUAACUGUGGAGCCCAACAGAUCGGUGGCUGUUACAAUUUGGCGCCGAGUACAUGUUGCCAAUUUCGGGAUAGCUAUCGUACCCUAGAAGGCCUUGAACUACGAGUCGGCACUGGAUCCGUCAAGUUCCGGAACCUUCAGCAAUGCGACAUCGGGUCGUGGUUUCGGCCUGCUAAUGGUCGAGCUUGCGGGUCUGCGAUGGCAACCGCUAUUGGACCAUUAUCCUCGAUCUGCUUGUCAGGAACCGGGACGCAGCAGCGCAGAGACGGAGCCAUGUGGUACCAUCUCGCUACUGACUUGUUCAAUUGCCCGAAGCCAGGACUCAGAGAGGCCCAAGGCAAUCCAGAAUACAAAGUUGCUCUAGAUCAAUACCAACGGGGUCUGAACUUGGUAUAUGGCACUGAUGUCAAAUUCCCCGCCGGUUGGGGCGCAAUCUCGAAGAGAUCAGUUGCCGGUCGCACCACCUACGAAGUUUCGCAUGAAGAUCUGGAGAAACGAGCACCUGCAUGCAACAAUAUCCAGUACGCGGACACGUAUUUCUGGGUAGGCGAUGAAAGCGUCUACGUCCUCAAAGGAUCGAAAGAAGUCCACGAUGCCUUGGCCCAUUAUGGAGGACUGGAAGAGCCUAAACCAUCCUACGAAGAGUACAUCAAGUCUCUAGGCGCCAAAUUCUACAAGAACUACCGUGACUAUGAGAACCUCGGUCCCAAUACUGAAAACCAGUGCCGUGUCAACAAGCGCGACUUCCCCGUCGUCGAAGCAGAGCCAGCUCCUCCUGGCGCCUCUGGCACUCCUAUGGUUUUUGUCGACUAGGUUGACUGAGUAACU